CCGAAGCAGCACCGAAGCUGCUGAUCAGCCUAAACCGCUUUGGGCGACCGAGCAGCCCUUCUCAACGUCGCCUCACCAUACUCGAGCCUCACGGCCACCGAAUUUGAUCUUUGUUUCCUCACUUGUACAUGGCACAAUAAUUGCACAGACAAAGAAAGAAGCAUAUUCUAACCGAAGCUACGAGCCGUCGCCGAUUUUACGCUCAUUUUUUCAUUCGCCUGCAAUCCGCUACAUCCAUCGUCACUGGGCAUGGCCCUCUGUGCCACUCUAUUGCCUCGCCUAACCCCACGUCAGCACUCGGUCUCCAUGAAUUUCCGUGGCCUAUAGCGGCGUUCAUCUUCUCCUUCUUCUUCCUAGAUUCUUGUUUUGUAUCAUUACAGAGCUGAUUCGCCAUCACAGCGCAAAGAUGGGGGACCAGCCGAGCUACUUCACUAUCCGCUCGCGAGAGCCGGCGCAGCCUCAACGGUUUGGCGCACGCAACACGCCAUUCAUUCCGCAGCAUCUAAUCGAUGCCCCGAAAGCAGCUACCCACGAUAUCAGCCGCACAAGCUUCCACAUCAAGCAUCUUGACCAGUUUGCGCAGCGUCUUGAAGAUUCUGCGACAAGAGCAUUUCCCAAUAAAGGACGGUCAACGCAGCGGUAUAAGAGUGUGCAGGCCCUUCUCGUGCAUUGGGGCUCAGAUGACCUCUUCGUCUUGCCAGAGUUGGAGGACCUGGAACGAUGUCUACGGGAUGAUUACGCCUUUGAGACGGACAAGUUCGCUAUCCCGUCAGAGAACUCGCAUCUGGAGCUGAUGAUGCGCCUGGGCCAGCUGAUCAAAGAACAUGAGUCUCCCGACACGCUCUUCGUCGUCUACUAUGGCGGCCACGCUCGCAUCGACGAGUCCCGUCAAAGCACUUGGUGCGCUACAAGAGAACCAGACUCUCCUUGGCUACAGUGGUCUGCCAUCCAGACGCUACUGGAACGCUCCAAGUCGGACGUUCUCAUCUUACUAGACUGCUGCGCUGGCGCCGCAUCCGCUACCUUUCCCACAGGUAAUUCCAUCACCGAGACCAUUUCGGCGUCCUCGUGGGACGCAAUUGCUCCGGAUCCCGGCCGCUACUCCUUUACCAAUGCUCUGAUUGAGGUACUCACCGAUUGGCGACGCCGUACAUUCUCAGCAGCUAUGCUGCACGCUGAAGUCCUCGCGCGCCUCAAGCACCCUCGGCCCAUCACCAUUAACGGCAAGCACUUUGAGGCACGGUCCACGCCGGUGCACUUUAUGAUGACAGCAAACCACCGCGCACCAAGUAUUGAAAUGUCAAGGGUUGGUCAGGCCCUCGAGGUCCAGUCGCCAGCUAUCCUGCCAACAGUCAUUCCCUCUGAAGUCCCCGGUGGCCCUCCACUGAUCACAGCGCGAGGCCCCGGCGGCGAAGUUGCAGAACCCUUGGCAGAGCCCAACGAGGACACGCCGCACGUUAUGAUCUCGCUCGCCCUGGAGGAUGAUCAGAAGCUCGACAUCAACGCCUGGGGGCAGUGGCUGAAUGCCUUCCCAGCGCUAGCAAAGCACGUCAAAGUGCAAGGUGUAUUCAAGAGUCACUCGACGUUACUUCUCGUCUCUAUGCCUGUCAUGGUCUGGGACAUGCUGCCCGAUGAUCAAGCCGUCUCCUUUGUCGCCUUUAUCCGCUCCAACAACCUCGCCAUUAAAAAUGGUGCUGCUGCUCCUCGCGCAGUCGCAUCAUCUAGUGUCCCAGUAUCCCAGAGUGCCCCCGCCAUGCGUACCGCCCCCGUCCAAGACCUACAGUCAGACGCAACAUCGUUUAUGACUGGCGUCACUGGCACAACCUUUGUCCCUGCUGAGAGUCAAAUCUAUCCCGGAGCAUUACGUUCCUCGCCGCGCACCUUUGCUCAGCCUGGUCCAUCCCGCCUCGCGCGCAACACGGGAACAUGGCAUCUAGGCUCCUCACAGGAGCAGUCUAGCUCGACAGAGCCUGCCACUCCUCCACGAUACAUCAAGUCGAGCCGCUCUGCUGUCUCGCUAUCGAACAUGCAGCAGCAGCAAGACCAAUCGCUGCCCUCCGUCUCAGGCAUCGCGCAGCAAGUCAUCCUCAACCAGCAGCAAUCUAUGCGCCGCACCACCUUCCGCGGUGACGUACCCCCUCUCAAGAAAUUCUCACGCCACAUCGAGAGCCGCCUCGAAGGCUACUACCAAAAGAACCCGUACCCUAACGACGCCGAGCUGGCUAUGCAAGCGUCCAACCUAGGUAUCGAGCCAGCCCAUCUCGCUGUCUGGUACCACCACCGCCGCGAACAGGGCCCAUCAGAUGAAAGCCCGACGCUACUUGCGCCAGAAGACUUUGCCUCACUGGUCGCCAUUAGCCGCCACGGCGAAACACUCAUCUUUGACAUCCGCCCCGAGCAGGACUACACCACAUCACACGUCGCCAAAGCCAUUAACCUGCGCGCGCCGCAGUCCUUCCUGGAGCACGCCUCUCUUGACCUGAUCCAGCGCGCCGUGCCUCAGUCAUCUGGCCAAGAAGACUUUUACACCUGGCGCGAAGCCCGCGCUCUCGUCUUCUACGGCACUGACAUCCACACCAGCGCCGACUGUCCUGCCGCGCAGACCAUCCACGCAAAGCUCACGGAGCAGGGCUGGCGCGGCGACUGCUUCAUCGUGCGUGGCUCAUACACAGACUUCCCUUCAUCAUUGAGCAGCCUGCGCUCCUCUCCUACACCACUAGAUGACGGCUCCUUGCGCCCCUUUACACCGACCUACAGAGACCUUCUUGCCAACUUGACCACGUUUCCAGAGGCACCAGCACAGCUGACUUCGUCGUAUGCCGCGCAGCAGGCCCUAUUGGAGACAGAGCUGCGGUCGCGCGCCGAGGACGUCUGGCUCAAGGCACAGGCUCUCCGCGCAGAGCCGGCGACUGCGGAGUUUGUCGAUGCUCUAGAUCGCGGCCUCGACAAGAUGCGCGGUGAAAUGCAGAGUCAGACGCCGUCGCCGCGGGCCACGGGCAAGGCUCCUGAGGGUUACUUUGAGGUUGACGAGUCGGGCGACUAUGUCAAGGUUCACCAGAAUGAGGGUGCUUCGUAUGAAGAAGCGCGGAGAGGCAGGGGCGGAUUACUAAAUAAGAUGUUUAGAAGGUAGAUGAUGAUGCUGACGACCUUUUUUGUAUAUUUCUUUUUCAUUUUCGUCUUUUUUAAAUAGCUUCCCUUUGUGAGUUUUUGGGACUCGGCGUUGCGGU
Messenger RNA from [Torrubiella] hemipterigena, 3227 nucleotides. The record is from the annotation of a GenBank genome assembly. NCBI's taxonomy places the organism in Eukaryota, Fungi, Ascomycota, Sordariomycetes, Hypocreales, Clavicipitaceae.